CAAUACUUCAAUCCAUAAUAGCAUAACAAAAUGUGAGGUUACUUUAAAACUGUAUAAGGUUUAUGAUACAUAAUAAUUCAACGAAAAUUGUAAUAUAUUACUUACAUUUAAUUAUAAAGUGAAUAAGUAAAGAAAUUCGUAAAAAGUUAAGCUUCAAAAUAUUGAGGUUACAAUAAAAACGUCAACAAUGAACGAAAUCGACAAAUUGGAGCACCUUUCUUUGGUGUCUAAGGUUUGCACAGAAUUAGAAAAUCAUCUUGGAAUGAACGAUAAAGAUCUUGCUGAAUUUAUAAUCCAUUUAUCAGAAAAACACAACACUCUUGAAUCAUUUAAAAAAGUUUUGGAAGAAAAUGGAGCGGAGUUUUCAGAUUCGUUUGUUGCUAAUUUACUUCGUAUAAUCCAACACAUGAAACCUUUCAAAAAACCGGGUACAUCCUCAGAUUUUAACGCCCCAUCAGAUUCUUUAUCUGUUAAAUUUCCGGGUUUGGCAAUUCCCAAUGAACCACAAAAACCUUUAAUAUUUGAAGAUAAAGCUGAUUCUGAAGAAGCAGAAGGUGGAAUUGAUGAUUUAAUGGCGCAAUUAGAGGCAGACGCCCCUUCUAAAAAGAUUGAAAAAGGAAAAGCAAAUAGGAGUAGAAAUAAAUCGAGGGAAAGAAGUCGGUCGGGCGAAAGAAAACGAUCCAGAGAGAGGAGAAGGAGUCGUUCUAGAAAUAGAAAAAAAUCUAGAAGUCGUUCCCGAAAACGAGAUUCCUCUAGAGAUAGAUUAAGAGAUGAUAGAAGAAGAAGAAGUCGAUCUAGAGAGGAUCGAAAAAGAAGCCGAUCCAGAGAAAAUCGAAGAAGAAGUCGAUCUAGAGAAGAUCGAAGAAGAAGGAGUCGUUCGAGAGAAUUCCGCAGAAGAUCACCGGAUAGAAAUGAAAAAAGAAAUCGCAGAGAAAGCCCCGAAAUGGAAGAUGAUCCAAUUUUAGGUAAAAUUUACAAUGGAAAAGUAGCGAAUAUCGUUCCAUUUGGUUGUUUUGUACAACUUGAGGGUUUAAAACGGCGUUGGGAAGGUUUAGUUCAUAUUUCUCAAUUAAGAGCGGAAGGACGCGUGACUAACGUUUCGGAAGUCGUCUCAAGGGGUGGUAGGGUUAAAGUUAAGGUGUUAUCAGUAACAGGGCAAAAAGUAUCUCUAUCAAUGAAAGAUGUUUGUCAAAUGACGGGUAAAGAUUUAAACCCAUAUUCUCACGCGCCAAUAGAACGUGAAGAUAAAGAUCGUAACCCCGACCGGCCAACUCACACAAGUACUUCAGUUUUGCGCCUUCCAGUUGGAAUCGAUGAGAAUGAGGAGACGUCGCAAAAAAGGGUUACUCGCAUAUCGAGCCCAGAACGAUGGGAAAUAAAACAGAUGAUUUCUUCUGGAUGUAUCGAUAAAAGUGAACUUCCCGACUUCGAUGAAGAAACGGGGUUAUUACCUAAAGAUGAUGAUGGGGCUGAAGCGGAUAUUGAAAUUGAGUUGGUAGAAGAAGAACCGCCGUUUUUACACGGUCAUGGUCGUGCACUUCAUGAUUUAUCCCCGGUUAGAAUUGUUAAAAAUCCCGAUGGUUCUUUGGCCCAAGCUGCGAUGAUGCAAUCAGCUUUGGCUAAAGAAAGACGCGAACAAAAGAUGUUACAACGCGAACAAGAAGUUGAAGCUCAACCAUCCGGAAAAAACAAAAAUUGGAUCGAUCCGUUACCCGAAGAUGAUAUUAAAAAUACAUCAAACAUCCGCGGAAUUGGUUUGCAAUCUCAAGAUUUACCCGAAUGGAAAAAACAUGUUAUUGGCGGUAAAAAGUCUUCGUUUGGUAAAAAAACAAAUCUUUCGAUUAUUGAGCAAAGGCAAUCUCUUCCCAUUUAUAAAUUACGCGAGGAAUUAAUUAAAGCUGUCACUGAUAAUCAAAUUUUGAUUGUUAUUGGUGAAACUGGUUCUGGAAAAACAACUCAAAUCACUCAAUAUCUAGCAGAAGCUGGAUUAACAUCGAGGGGAAAAAUAGGUUGUACUCAACCAAGAAGAGUAGCUGCAAUGUCGGUAGCAAAAAGAGUCGCUGAAGAAUUUGGGUGUCGUUUAGGACAGGAAGUUGGGUACACAAUUCGUUUUGAAGAUUGUACUUGUCCAGAAACUGUAAUAAAAUACAUGACAGAUGGGAUGUUGUUAAGGGAGUGUUUAAUGGAUUUAGAUUUAAAAUCUUAUUCAGUAAUAAUGUUGGAUGAAGCUCAUGAACGUACAAUUCAUACAGACGUUUUAUUUGGACUUUUAAAACAAGCUGUUGUUAAGAGGAGCGAAUUAAAAUUAAUAGUAACAUCGGCUACUUUAGACGCUGUCAAAUUUUCGCAAUAUUUUUUCGAAGCCCCCAUUUUUACAAUCCCUGGAAGAACGUUUCCGGUUGAAAUUUUAUACACAAAGGAACCAGAAACUGAUUAUUUAGACGCUAGCUUAAUUACAGUUAUGCAAAUCCAUUUGAGGGAGCCCCCAGGUGAUAUCUUAUUAUUUUUAACUGGUCAAGAAGAAAUCGAUACGGCGUGCGAAAUUUUAUAUGAACGAAUGAAAAGUUUAGGUCCCGAUGUUCCCGAAUUAAUUAUUUUACCCGUUUAUUCUGCUUUACCAUCAGAAAUGCAAACGAGAAUUUUCGAACCAGCUCCUCCAGGAAGUCGAAAAGUUGUUAUAGCUACGAAUAUAGCGGAAACUUCUUUAACAAUCGAUGGGAUUUAUUACGUCGUCGAUCCAGGAUUUGUUAAACAAAAAGUAUAUAAUUCAAAAACUGGUAUGGACUCGUUGGUUGUUACUCCAAUUUCUCAAGCACAAGCUAAACAAAGAGCUGGAAGAGCUGGGCGAACCGGGCCAGGAAAAUGUUACAGACUUUACACAGAAAGAGCUUAUAGAGACGAAAUGUUACCAACACCAGUUCCAGAAAUACAAAGAACUAAUUUAGCAACAACCGUCUUACAGCUAAAAACAAUGGGAAUUAACGAUUUAUUGCAUUUCGAUUUUAUGGACGCCCCACCAGUUGAAUCUUUAAUCAUGGCUUUAGAACAAUUACAUUCCUUGUCAGCUUUAGACGACGAAGGGUUAUUAACAAGAUUAGGUCGACGAAUGGCCGAAUUUCCUUUAGAACCUAACUUAUCAAAGAUGUUAAUCAUGUCUGUCGCUUUACAAUGUUCCGAUGAAAUUUUGACUAUUGUAAGUAUGCUCUCGGUACAAAACGUUUUUUAUCGACCAAAGGAUAAACAAGCAAUCGCCGACCAAAAAAAAGCUAAAUUUAACCAACCCGAAGGAGACCAUCUCACUUUACUCGCGGUUUAUAACAGUUGGAAAAACAAUAAAUUCUCAAACGCUUGGUGUUAUGAAAAUUUCGUUCAAAUACGAACGCUUAAACGUGCCCAAGAUGUACGAAAACAACUCUUAGGAAUAAUGGAUCGGCAUAAACUCGACGUCGUUUCGGCCGAAAAGAACACAGUUCGAGUACAAAAAGCGGUUUGUUCAGGGUUCUUUAGAAACGCGGCAAAAAAAGAUCCUCAAGAAGGUUACAGAACUUUAGUUGACAGUCAAGUUGUUUAUAUUCAUCCGUCUAGUGCGCUUUUUAAUCGGCAACCUGAAUGGGUAAUUUACCAUGAAUUGGUUCAAACAACUAAAGAGUAUAUGAGGGAAGUGACAACAAUUGAUCCAAAAUGGUUGGUGGAGUUUGCUCCGGCAUUUUUCAAAUUUUCUGAUCCUACUAAGUUAAGUAAAUUUAAGAAAAAUCAACGAUUAGAACCUUUAUAUAAUAAAUAUGAAGAACCUAAUGCUUGGAGAAUAUCAAGAGUAAGACGAAGAAGAAAUUAAAUAAAUUAAUUUGAUGUAAUUUUAAAGACUUGAUGUAAUUAGAUUAAAUAAUACAUAUGUUUAACAAA
This is a messenger RNA of Onthophagus taurus, 3903 nucleotides long. It is a transcript of the gene pea, whose product is annotated as ATP-dependent RNA helicase pea. Gene Ontology annotation, cellular component: intracellular anatomical structure; catalytic step 2 spliceosome. NCBI's taxonomy places the organism in Eukaryota, Metazoa, Arthropoda, Insecta, Coleoptera, Scarabaeidae. Gene Ontology annotation, molecular function: RNA binding; RNA helicase activity; ATP binding. The record is from RefSeq and is a predicted model, not a curated record. Gene Ontology annotation, biological process: spliceosomal complex disassembly; mRNA splicing, via spliceosome.